UGCGAUCUAGACCCCUGACAAGGGCUGCCCCAUCUGCAGUCGCUUGGGCUCCCUGGACAAACCACGGCUUCUUUGCAGUGUUCAGCCAAGGAGACAAAGGCACCUCGUGGUACAUCAUCUGGAAGGGCUCAGUGAACGUGGUCACCCAUGGCAAGGGCCUGGUGACCACCCUGCACGAGGGGGAUGACUUUGGACAGCUGGCGCUGGUGAACGAUGCCCCCCGAGCCGCCACCAUCAUCCUGCGGGAGGACAACUGCCAUUUCCUGCGCGUGGACAAGCGAGACUUCAACCGCAUCCUCAAGGAUGUUGAGGCCAAUACCAUGCGCCUGAAGGAGCACGGGAAGGUGGUGCUAGUGCUGGAGAAGAACCUGCAGGGGAGCGGCUCCAGCAACCAGUCACCGUCUGCGGGGAGCAGUAGGUACUCGGUGAUGGCUGGGACCCCUGACAAGAUUCUGGAGCAUUUGUUGGAAGCCAUGAGGCUGGACGCGACGUUCUCAGACCCCCUGGAUACCUUGGUUGGGGAUUUCCUGCUGACCUACAAUGUGUUCAUGCCAACCACCCAGUUCUGCAGAGCCCUGCUGCACCAUUUCCAUGCGGAGCCCUCCGAGGGCUCGGAGCAGGAGAAGGCUGUCUACUCCCUCAGCAAGCGGCAGAAGAUCGUGAGGCUGGUCAGCCAGUGGGUGUUGCUCUACGGGUCCCUCUUGCAGGCCGAGCACUGUGCCAUAACCCUGCUGCAGAACCUCUCGGACUUCGUGAGCCGGGAUCCUCGCCUGUGCAACCUGCUCCGGGACCAGACACAGGAUCGUCGAAGGAACAGAACAACUGGAAGGGACCUUGAAAGAUCAUUGAGUCCAGCCCCCUGCCUUCGGGCCCACGGGCUCUCAUCCGUGUGUGUUUCUCCUCUUUGCAGACUGGAGAACGGUGGCGGAAGCGCAUCUCCACAGUCCAAGGUUCGGAGCACAGUGAACUGGAUCGCCAGCCUGGAGGAUGCCACGCUGAAUAACAGCUGUGCCAUCGGAGCCCAGGACAAAGUGCCCUACGACGUCUACAGAGCUGACCACUCCUGCCUCACCGUGGUGCUGCCAGUGAACGCCUCCGUGCGCGACGUGCUCCAGUCCCUCACCCGCCAAGAGGGCGGGCACGGCGAGCGCAUGCUGGUCAAGGUCAACUCAGCAGGGGAUAAAGCGGGGCUGCAGAUGGACACCAUCGGUGUGUUCACAUCCCUGGGCCUGAACGAGAGACUCUUUGUUGUGAAUGUCCAGGAGCUGCACACCCUGACCCCUCAUCCCGAGCAGCUGGGGCCCACCGUUGGCUCCUCAGAGACCCUGGACCUCAUCAGCUCCAAGGACUUGGCCAGUCAGCUGACGGAUUACGACUGGAACCUCUUCAGCAGCGUCCACCAGGUGGAGCUGAUCUAUUACAUCUUUGGGCAGCAGACGUUUCCCAGCGCGACCACGGCGAACCUGGAGCGCGUCAUGCGGCGCUUCAACGAGCUGCAGUACUGGAUCGCCACCGAGCUCUGCCUCUGUGCGGAGCCGGGCAGGCGCGCCCAGCUGCUCAGGAAGUUCAUUAAGCUGGCGGCACACCUCAAGGAGCAGAAGAACCUGAAUUCCUUCUUCGCGGUGAUGUUUGGUCUGAGCAACACGGCUGUGAGUCGCCUCGCCAAGACCUGGGAGAGGCUGCCGCACAAAACCAGGAAGCUGCACUCAGCGCUGGAGCGUAUGCUGGACCCGUCCUGGAAUCACAGAGUCUACAGACUGGCCAUCGCCAAACUGACCCCGCCCAUCAUCCCCUUCGUGCCCCUCCUUCUCAAAGACAUGACCUUCAUCCACGAGGGCAACCGCACGCUGGCAGAGAACCUCAUCAACUUUGAGAAGAUGCGAAUGAUGGCCAAGGCCGUACGUAUCAUCCACCACUGCCAGAGCCACACGUACGCUCCCAUGUCCCCACUGCGGAGUCGUGCCCCCCAGCUGCUGGAGGACCCCCAGGCCCUGCGGAUCUCCACCUGCUCUGAGCAGUCCCUGUGCGGGCGGAGUCCUGCCUCCACCCGGGCCUACCUCCAGCACCUGAAAGUGAUCGACAACCAGAAGGAGCUGUCACGGCUUUCCCGGGACCUCGAGUCCUGAUGCUUGGGACCAGGGGCGGAGCAGGAGGGGCCAGGCUAGAACCUCCAAGGGGGGCACUCCUCAGCCCACCAGCCCAUUGCCCCUGCCUGGCUGCACCAGGGCAGUUGUGCAUGCCCUCCACCUCCUGGGAGAGGGCUGCCCAUGCAUUCCGACUGUCCCCACUGCAGAGGGACCCCGCCGCAGCCCAUCUGCCAGACCGCCUGCCCAGCCAGGACCGGGGACCACUCGGGCUGUACCAUUCCUCUCAGACUUGGAGCCAGCUGGCUAGAGCCUGGAGCAGUAACGGGCCAGCCCCAAUGAUGGCGUCUGCUAUGAAGAGAGACAGGGAGGGGCAAGGCCGGGGGAAGAAGGGCUGGACACUCUGGCUUCGCCCACCGCUGUCAAUAGAAGUAUUUUUUGUACACA
This is a messenger RNA of Chrysemys picta bellii (western painted turtle), 2531 nucleotides long. Lineage: Eukaryota; Metazoa; Chordata; Testudines; Emydidae. The record is from RefSeq and is a predicted model, not a curated record.